GGAGGAGUGCAGAGUCAACCCAUGCAGGAGGGUAUGCCAAGCAGAAAAAGCAACAGCCAAAGCCCCAAACUCCCUUGCAGCCUCCCAUGCUAGGUAACAAUAGAAUAGACUAAAAUAAGUAUAAUAUUGUGUUAACAACCAACCAACACAUGGAAACUCUUGGGGAAGGAAAGUGGGGUUAGUAAUGGGUCAAAGACUUGGUCUUAUGUGUUGUAGACUGUUACUGAACCGAGUCCUCCUCUCUUUGUCCUCGGUGAGUGAAGCCAAGCUGAAGAAGGUUGGGGAGGUGAGGAUCAGCACUCCUGAGAUAAGGAAACAGGACGUGGCUGAGAUGCAUAAGAGAACAGAGAGGUUGUACAGCCGACUAGAUGAGGUGAAGCUUCAGAAGGAGGUCAGGAGCAGACAGGUGGCAUAUGCCAACAACAGGGAGAAGGCCAAAGAGUUUCAUACGAAAACCUUACAGAAGCUACGGGCCAAGCAGUCUUCGCAAUGAUUUUGAAGAUCGAUUGCUGUUGUCAUGUGUGUUUGCACGUAUUUUGUACUUGCGUGUAUACAUGUAUUUUUGUGCAAUUUGUAAUCAGUAAUUUAAAAGAUAAUAUUUGUAAUAAAGUGUAUAUACAUAAA
This is a messenger RNA of Oncorhynchus nerka (sockeye salmon), 624 nucleotides long. RefSeq names its product centrosomal protein of 295 kDa-like. Bases 185 to 493 code for a protein of 102 amino acids. The record is from RefSeq and is a predicted model, not a curated record. The transcript is spliced from 3 exons. Gene Ontology annotation, molecular function: microtubule binding. NCBI's taxonomy places the organism in Eukaryota, Metazoa, Chordata, Actinopteri, Salmoniformes, Salmonidae.